Messenger RNA from Rhagoletis zephyria (snowberry fruit fly), 1221 nucleotides. RefSeq names its product putative odorant receptor 85d. Gene Ontology annotation, biological process: detection of chemical stimulus involved in sensory perception of smell; sensory perception of smell. NCBI's taxonomy places the organism in Eukaryota, Metazoa, Arthropoda, Insecta, Diptera, Tephritidae. Gene Ontology annotation, molecular function: olfactory receptor activity; odorant binding. The record is from RefSeq and is a predicted model, not a curated record. Gene Ontology annotation, cellular component: plasma membrane.
AUGCCUAACGAACCAAUACAUUUUGAAAGCUUCAACCAUCUAGCCAAUAUAUUCUACAGCAGCAUUGGCCUGGAUGCCUACGAGAAAAUCGGCGAGCAACGAACGGGAAGACUUGCACAACUGCGCCGUCAAUUGCAACGCAUAUUUUUCUUCAUUACGAUGGCCAAUAUGAAUGUAACUUUGUUGAGCGAGAUUAUUUUCAUAUUUUUGGCUUUCGCAAAUGGCAAUAACUUUGUUGAGGCAACUAUGCUAUCUUCAUUCGUGGGCUUCGUCAUAGUUGGCGAUAUAAAAAUUUUCAGCAUAUGGCGUCAGCAUUCACGUAUUAGCUCAAUGAUGCAAGAUCUCUACGCGCUCUAUCCAAUCUCGGUGCGUGAACAGUUGUUCUACGAUGUGAAGGGGCAGCUGAAGUGUUACAAUCGAUUUGCAUAUGCUUUUGUUUUGUUGCACGAACUAUUAGUUUGGAGCUAUAAUCUCUUUCCGCUAUUCAACUAUUUAAUUUAUGAGCUGUGGCUAGAGGUGCGUACCGUAGGCAAAACGAUACCCUAUAACUGUUGGACGCCAUUUAAUUGGCACGAUAAUUGGCUUUACUAUCCAAUGUAUUUGACACAAUGUGUGGGUGGGCAAACUUGUCUCUCCGGACAAUUGGCCAAUGAUUUGCUGCUGAGUGCGGUGGCUGUGCAACUCAUUAUGCACUAUCGCCAGUUGGCCAAGCGCAUAGAGAGUCAUAUAGCUGGCAAUGGCGACGGUACCGCGACGCGGGAAAGGCAAAGAAUAAGCAGUCUGGAGCGCAGUGAGGUGGAUUUACGGUUUCUCCGCGGCAUUAUAGCCUAUCACCAGCAGAUUUUGAAACUCUCCCAGGCAAUGAAUGAUGUUUUCGGUAUAUCGUUGUUCAUCAGUUUCGUCUCCACAUCGCUGAUUAUUUGCUUUGUGCUCUUUCAAAUCACCAUCGGUGCUGCCGUAGAUUCGCUGAUUAUGUUGGCUUUCUUUCUCUUCUGUUCGUUGGUUCAAAUCUUUCUCAUCUGCUAUUAUGCACAUGGUCUCCUGGAAGCGAGCGAAUAUAUCGGCAGUGCUGUUUACAAUCACAAUUGGUAUGAUGCAGAUUUGCGUUAUAAAAAAAUGUUACUUGUCAUAAUGCAACGCGCUCAAAAGGCAGCUAAAUUACGGGCUACUUCUUUCGUCAUAGUAUCUAUGCCUACAAUGACGGAUGUGAGUACCAAAUAG